GUGGAAGCCACACGUGCCAGAUAUACUUGGACAAAAUUUGGUAAGGCAGCGAAAUCUGGGUCAGAUUCUGUUAUUCGGAGAAAAAUUGUUCACAGUGAAUAGAUAACAACAAUGGCUGCUAGCAUCAGCGCCGAGCUGAAAAGAGCCAACGAGACUUCUCUUGCGCUGGAUCGCGAACAGGAUGCAUUGUGGCAAGAGCUGAGCAAAUACCAGAUGGCUUGCACAGAUGACUACACUGGAGAGAUACUUUUCGAGCAAGACAGGAAACAGACUGAAAGCAACGAACUGAGGUAUAUCGCUUUGUCGACAGCACAAAACCACAUAAAACGUCUGUUGGAAAGUAGUUCGGCCAUUUUCGAGACUGCUAAGCACGGAGUUCAAGUUCUAUCGGAUACAGUCUCAUACGCAGAAGAGGAAUUUACUGAGUACAACAGAAGGAUUGAAGAAGUAAAAAAUAGAAAAAAGCAAGCUUUAGAAGUUGCCACGUGCUCGAUAAAACAAAACGAGACAAAGAUUGAAAACUUGCAUCAGAAAUGUUCUGGAAAGCAGGGUGAUUUAUCUGGUGUAGAAAAGCUGUCAGCAUUACUCCCUGAACUCAAGGUGAGUGAAAACAGGAAAUAUGAGACUGCUGCGACCGACUUCGACAGCGUCGAAAGACAUCUACAAAGCAGGACAUCUGCCACCAAUGACGUUCGCCAAUCUCUUUCAAACGUUGAGACUGAGUGUCAUAAGCUUGAGCGUUCUGCUGCUAGAGCGAAGAAAGAUCUAGAGUCACAGAAGGCGGAGAGAAAAAUGCGACAGACCCUAAUCGGACAACUAACAGAGAAAAAAGGCACUGUGAGCAAGAGAGCUGAAGAAAAACGGCAUACGUUAGAGAUGCUGCUUUGCACUCACUCUCGGGAGGAAUUGACCCACUACAAAGGCGAAAAAGAAAGCUAUUGUCAAAAACUGACUGGCAUUCAUCUUGAAAUGGCCGUACUCAGAAACAGAUUGCUGUCACAACGUCAGUACUGGCAACAGCAACUCCAGUCAGAAAUGGACGGAAUCUCAUCGAAGCUUGGCUUACUUGAGGAGGAGAUUUUUGCGAAGGAGAAAGAUUUACUUGAAUCAAAAUGUCAGCUUGAAGAGUUGAAGGAGCUUCUGAAAGGAUAUGAAGAGAGGACAGACUGGGAUGAGCAAUGGGAACAAGUUUUCAACGAUCAACUGGAAACCCAGAAACAACUUGAUUGCGAACUGGCGAAAGUUAUGGAUGAUAUAUCAUCAGCAAAUGCGGAGAACUCAAACGAAAAUGACGCAAAGGAGGAAAACUUUUUGGCUUUGGAACAGGAUCUUCUUUCAUAUGUAAAUACUUACAAUGAGGAGCGAAGAAGGAUACAGGAGCAGAGAAUGGAGCUGCUUUCCAGGUUAAAAGCAGCUCAGGAUAAAGUUGCUUGUCUCAAAGCAGCCAACACUGAGAAAGAAAAUGAACAUCAGAAGUUACUUUCCGAUGCCAAAAAACUGCAAGCGCAGAUUGAUGCUUUUGCAAACCCUCGCACUCCUGCAAAACCCGCUAGUUUAUCCGAAAGCAAAACGAAACAAACGGCCACGAGCGGCCGGCGUACUAGUCGGAAGGACGAUGAGGACAGUGAUCUUGGUUCUUCUCCUUCGGGCGUUCCUUACGUGGAAGGGCUACAACCCUUCUCUCCCGCGACUCUCUCCUUCAAAGAACAAACAAAGAAGAAACCAAGGAGGGCUAAGAGCUUGCAGGUUGAAGUAGAGAAGCCUCCAUCGGAACCAUCUCCUAGUGCACCAGCAGCUCAGAAAUCCUCAAACAAACAUGUCACUGUUAUUGAAGUUCAUAGCGAUGGGGAUGAAAGUGUUGUCGAAUCUUUGUUUGAUUUGUCUGGUAGCGAAAAAUCGUUGCCGUACGAGUCUCUGAUCACCAAAAGAUUUCCUAGGGACAUAUUUCUAGAGAAUUCCCCUUCAGUGGGCCAAAAUGAAUCUGGCUCAUCGCCUGAAGUUUCUGCCAUGGGAACUAUGGAUGCGCAUGUGAGAGAAGAUGCUGACCAGAGUAUCUGGUCAACGAUCUCGAUCAAAGCGUCUGGUAAUAGCGAAGUGAUAGUACGUGUUUGAAAAUUCUGGAAGCUGUCGUAUCACAUGAGCGGUGUAAGAUGCAAAGAUCUAGCAAUCCGCACUAUCUCUUACACCGUAACUGAUUUCAGUUGGAUACUCUGCCAUUUUUUCUGCCUAGAUUGCAUGUUGUCAAUGAUCAAAUCUUUUCGAUAUAAAGCGCAAAAAAUUUUAAAAAGUGUUUUCUAUGUGUGACAAAAUCUAUGGAACAUAAACAUUUCAAAAGUCAUGUGACAAAGUACCUAAAAUUUACGCGUUAGAGUAAAUGCUGCUCUUUAAUGAGCAACUCUUUUGUUGUAUUGUGGAACUUUUUGAUGACAAACGGAUGUUCUUUGUU
Molecule: messenger RNA, 2446 nt
Organism: Cylicocyclus nassatus
Lineage: Eukaryota; Metazoa; Nematoda; Chromadorea; Rhabditida; Strongylidae
Source: the annotation of a GenBank genome assembly